Molecule: messenger RNA, 1299 nt
Organism: Pteronotus mesoamericanus
Lineage: Eukaryota; Metazoa; Chordata; Mammalia; Chiroptera; Mormoopidae
Gene: PRR30
Product: proline rich 30
Exons: 1
Coding region: 1-1299 (432 amino acids)
Source: RefSeq, a predicted model, not a curated record
AUGUUGCCUCAAAACAAGGACCAAGUGCUGCUACAGAAAACAGCGCCCCCUGGGCUUCCCCCUCAGGGCCCCUCUCAACUUGCGGACUCCCCUCCUCACAACCUCCAGCCUCUGAAUCCUCAAAAAUCACUCCCUCCCUCCCUCCCACCUUGCUCCCCUUCUCCGCAGUCCCACUCUCCUGGCUCCCUUUUCUUCUCUUCUGACUCAGAUUCAGACUUUGUCCUACAUCCCUACGCUUCCUCUUUCCCAAGAUCCCCCACUUUCUUUCAUCAGAAUUACCCGUCUCUCUCCCUUCUACGUUCCUCCUCUUCCUCCCACCAGCUAUACCCCUCUCCUCCCCCUACUCGCUCCUCCAACCCCUCUCAGCCACAGAACUCCUCUCUCCCACACUGCCAGUCGCCUUCUCACCCCGAACACCUCGCUAGCUCCCCUCUCACUUCCCCGAGGCCCAGCCUACCUUCUCCAAGGAUUCACUCUAAUAGACAGACGUGGCACUGGCAUCAGUAUCAAGACACCAGGUCCCCUGGGGUGGGGGAAUGCGUGGCAAGCGAGAGGGACCCUGCAGAGUUCAGGCAUCCAGGAGCCCUGGCCCAGGCCCUGGUGGUUCACUUGGGGCACCGCCGCAUCGCACACGACCUUCGGUUACUGCUUUUGCAGCGCCUGUGGCUAGGCAGAACCGGCCAGGCUCCAGUCGUGGAGUAUCCUAUAUGCCUGGUGUGUCUCCGGCCCCGCGGUCCCUCUUGCCCCAUGCCCAAAUACAGGACUGGACCCCGGCUGCUUGCCUUCCCCCAACUACUGCCCUGUGCACAGGGCCAGGAAUCCAGACCACUUCGAAUAGGCAUCGGCUUUGGCCUCCGCCUGCCUCGUGGCCAGGCCAGGGCUUUGCACCUGUUGCCAGAAAGAAGACCAGAGGAAGUAAGAUCUCAGGGCAAGGCCCCUCAGGCCCAUGGGAAUCCAGCCCAGGCUCCUCAGGUCCCAGCAGCUCCAGCCCCAGGGGCUCAGGCCCAGGCAGAUUCAGCCCCUGGCAUACCCUUCCAGGCCGGGAGCCUCAGGUCUGCGGGCCCUCAAGCGCCAAACUCUAUUCAAUGUCCAGAGCUUCCACCUCAGGCACCAAAACAGGCCACUGUCUCCUUGAAGCCCAAGCUUUCCUCUGCUCCAAAGAUGCCUGCCUUUCCAAAGCCUGUUCUCCAAAAGUCACCACCCCAGUUCCAGAGCCACGGAGGCUCCCUGGAGUACCUCCUCCAAACCCCACUGUCCCCACCAGACCCCAGAUCUCAAGAUGUCCUUGGAACACCCUGA